Messenger RNA from Pseudo-nitzschia multistriata, 899 nucleotides. The record is from the annotation of a GenBank genome assembly. NCBI's taxonomy places the organism in Eukaryota, Bacillariophyta, Bacillariophyceae, Bacillariales, Bacillariaceae.
CGCAAACCACCUCAUACAUGAUGUGCUUGCAAACAUGGGAAUAAUCGAUCUUCUCCAAUCCUCUUCGUUUUAUCCGAUACAGUAUGUACUAGUGCUUAACUUUCCCUUACUCGAACUCUGUCUACGGUCUUUUGAUCAUAAAUUGAAAAACCCUUGAAUUCAUAACAAAACGAAACUAGUUACCAUGAACAGACUUGCUGCCCGCACCCUCAUCCUCUCGAUGCUUUUUGCAUCGAACGAUGCCUUCUCGCCAGUGCGAUCAAGUCAGAGACAAUCAAUUGCGUUGUUCGAUACUACCAGUACACCAACCGUAGAGGCACCAACAGAAGAGGCGAGUGUACCAGAUGUCGAUUCCUCGACAGCUCCUGCGUUGGAGAAGAAGAAAAAGGUCAACAAGAACGCCGAAGGUAUUUUUGCCCCAGCUGUCCUUCUGACAAAGGACAUUGUUGGAGAAACCGAACUCAACAAGCUGAGAGCCAAGAUUAUCGGUUUGCAUUCCGACGUGAUUGGAAAAUUCACAGAAACAGCUCAGUCCGAAUUCGGAAAUCAAGUGCUGAAGGUCCUGUUCACUCUUGCGGACAAGAACGGAGAUGGCACGAUUGACGAAGAAGAACUCGCAGAGGCCUUGCAAUCAUUGGGAUUUGAUUUCCUGAAGGAGAAGCAAAUCGCCGGUAUUUUUGCGCGUGCUGAUGCUGACAAGAACGGGCAACUCGAUUUCGAAGAAUGGCAAAAAGCGGCUCCCAAAACACUCAAAACCUCUUUGAUCAAACUUGCGAAGAAGAAUGGUCAUGAUUUGGGAUUUUUGGCUUAGGGCAAGACAUGAAACAACAUGUAUCCACCCAAGCAAUAGAUAGAAUCGAACCCAUAACAAUAGUGUACAAUAAAUAAUAGGGAAAGUA